AUGUACGUAUAUUACAAGCUUACUUUCUGCUUUAUCUCCUUUUAUAUUGCUGGCGCCGAUCGGCGCAUUCAGAUCAUGCGCGCAGCUGCCCACAAGCAGGAGGAAGAACUGACACGACGCAAGCAGGCGCAAACAAAUUUGAAGUUGGCAACAGCAAGAAUGAGCGAUUGGCUUGAUGACAUAGAAGAGCUCAUCUCGACAGACGUACUGCCCAAACAAAACAAUACCUCGGAGCAACUUUCUUCUAAGGUGAGGCGUCGUAUUGUUAACUUGUUCGAGGUAAAGAGCUCCAUGUCCUUCCGUCCGGCAAAUGGAAAUCGUCGCCUACAAUGGAAAAUUAUAAUUUAUGGAUUCACAUUUGACCACAUUAGCUCUAAUUAA
Protopolystoma xenopodis is the source of this 381-nucleotide messenger RNA. Lineage: Eukaryota; Metazoa; Platyhelminthes; Monogenea; Polystomatidea; Polystomatidae. The record is from the annotation of a GenBank genome assembly.